Lolium perenne is the source of this 1612-nucleotide messenger RNA. The record is from RefSeq and is a predicted model, not a curated record. NCBI's taxonomy places the organism in Eukaryota, Viridiplantae, Streptophyta, Magnoliopsida, Poales, Poaceae.
UAGAUAGUGAUAGUGAUGAUCGUCGGCUCCUGUUACUCGCAACUCGCAAUGGCGCCAUUUUCUCGUCUCCUAGUCCUAGCGGCCCUUCUUCUCGUCGCUGCCACUGGAGAGGCCGAUGCUGGCGGCGGCAAGGCGAGCUACGACCGGGUCUUAUGCUUCGGCGACUCGCUCACCGACACCGGGAACUCGGCCAUCCUCCCGGCCACCGCCGGAGGGCCCUUCACCAACGCGCCUUACGGGCAAACGCACUUUAAACGCCCCAGCGCCAGCGGCCGGCUAGUCGACUCCACUGUGGAGUUGCUCAAGCUGCCGUACCUCGCCAGCAGGUCUGCAGACGACUUGCGGCGACGCUCGCUCACCGAUACCCGGAACGCGGCCGCCUCCGAGUUGAAAAGCCCCAGCGACCGAGCCUCCGACGGCCGCCUCGUCAUCGACUUCAUCGUGGAGUCCUUGGAGUUGCCGCAGCCAACACCGUACCUUGCCGGCAAGACUGCGAACGACUUCCAGAAGGGCGUGAAUUUCGCAGUGGGCGGCGCCACCGCGCUUGACAUGGCGUUCCUGAAGACCAAAGGGAUAAAAUCCUUCGUGCCGAUUUCUCUCAGCAACCAGACCACCUGGUUCAACGGUGUUUUGAAGCUUCUUGCCUCCAAACCUAACGAGCAGCGGAAGCUCAUGGCGAGCUCCCUCUUCUACAUCGGAGAGAUCGGAUUCAACGACUACUCCUUCGCCCUCAUGAACAACGUCAACGACACGGUGGGCCUAGCGGAGAGUUUGGUGCCGGACAUCAUCGAUGUCAUCCGUUCCGCCCUCAUCAACGUGAUUAAUGCUGGUGCCAAGAAAAUGGUGGUGACGGGGAUGAUACCCAUGGGAUGCGAGCCAGAGCUGCUCGCCCUGUUACCCAGCAGCGCCAGCGGCUACUACGACCUGGCGUCCGGCUGCAUCGCGCCGUUCAACCGACUCGCCCAGCUGCAUAACCGCGCGCUGAACCGCAUGCUCUCCAAGCUCCGGCGAGCCUACCCCCGCACGUCUAUCUACUACGGCGACCUGUACACCCCCAUCACCGCAAUCGUCGCCUCGCCCGCAACAUACGGUUUUGGGAGCAAGCCAUUGGCAGCGUGCUGCGGCGGCGGCGGUGGGCCGUACAAUUUCGACUUCACCUUCUUCUGCGGUACGCCACUGUCAAGCACCUGCGACGACCCGUCCAAAUCCGUUUCGUGGGACGGCAUCCAUUACACAGAGGCUACUCACAGCUUCGUUGCCGGUACCAUGCUAAGGGUGGGACUGUAAGCAUCAACGGCCAAAUAAUGUUUGGAUUCAGAUUCAGAGAGUACAAAGAGCAAUCUUGCAAUCAAGGAGUUUUUCACACGUCAGCAUGUAAAUGCUUGUACAUGGAUUUGUCCAUGACUGCAAAUUUUACGAUCAAGGUAUUCACUUUUUUUCUUUUUGGCGAAUAAGAUACUCAGUUGUUGCGGGAAACAUAGUGACUUGCUGAGGCUGCAGAAAGUCGUUAUAGUUUUUCUAUUAUCCAUGUAUGGUGAGAAAUUUCUCGAUGACGUCUUAUGAGUAAUAAAUUAAGUGCCCCUUUAUCAAAGAAAGAACGGGGAAAAAUAAA